This is a messenger RNA of Neoarthrinium moseri, 1701 nucleotides long. RefSeq lists its product as uncharacterized. Gene Ontology annotation, cellular component: mitochondrion. Bases 1 to 1701 code for a protein of 566 amino acids. The transcript has 2 exons. NCBI's taxonomy places the organism in Eukaryota, Fungi, Ascomycota, Sordariomycetes, Amphisphaeriales, Apiosporaceae. Gene Ontology annotation, molecular function: methylmalonate-semialdehyde dehydrogenase (acylating, NAD+) activity; malonate-semialdehyde dehydrogenase (acetylating, [NAD(P)+]) activity. The record is from RefSeq and is a predicted model, not a curated record. Gene Ontology annotation, biological process: L-valine catabolic process; thymine catabolic process.
AUGCAUCGUUCACUUACACGAGGCAUCACCGCGAGCGCCGGCCGCAGCGUAUCUCGACUCUCCGCAGCAUCACCCCCCAGAAUGGCAUCCCGGGCCACCGCCGCUAGGCGCAUCGCCGCCACCACCCAGCACCUGCGCCCCUACGGCGCCCUGGCCUCCACGGCCACCAGCUUCCCCCAGACGCACGAGAAGAUCGCGAAGCCCGAGGACACGCCGUGGUUCGUCGACAACGAGUUCAAGGCCUCGGACGCCGACAAGUGGAUCGACUUAUACGACCCGGCCACCAACAACCUGGUCACCCGCGUGCCCCAGUCCACCGACGCCGAGCUCCAGGCCGCCGUCGACAGCGCCCAGAAGGCCUUCCCGGCAUGGCGGGCCACGAGCGUCCUGGCGCGCCAGCAGAUCAUGUUCAAGUUCGUGAACCUCGUCCGCGAGAACUGGGACCGCCUCGCCGCCAGCAUCACCCUCGAGCAGGGCAAGACCUUUGCCGACGCCCGCGGCGACGUCCUGAGAGGACUCCAGGUCGCCGAGGCCGCCUGUGGCGCGCCCGAGCUCCUCAAGGGCGAGGUGCUGGAGGUGGCCAAGGAUAUGGAGACGAGGACUUACAGGGAACCGCUGGGAGUCACGGCUGCUAUCUGCCCAUUCAACUUCCCGGCCAUGAUUCCUCUCUGGUGCAUUCCCAUUGCCACAGUCACUGGUAACACCCUCGUGCUCAAGCCGUCUGAGAGAGACCCAGGCGCCGCCAUAAUCCUGGCCGAACUGGCCCAGAAGGCCGGCUUCCCUCCUGGUGUCAUCAACAUUGUCCACGGUGCUCACCGGACAGUGGACUUCAUCCUCGAUGCCCCUGAGAUCAAGGCCAUCAGCUUUGUGGGUGGCAACAAGGCCGGCGAGUACAUCUUCACCCGCGGCUCGGCCAACGGCAAGCGCGUGCAGGCCAAUCUGGGCGCCAAGAACCACGCCGCUGUCCUGCCCGACUGCAACAAGAACCACUUUCUCAACUCCGUCGUUGGUGCUGCCUUUGGUGCUGCCGGUCAGAGAUGCAUGGCCCUCAGCACCCUUGUCAUGGUUGGCGAGACGAAGGAGUGGCUGCCAGAACUGGCAGAGCGUGCCAAGGCUCUGCAGGUCAACGGUGGUUUUGAGGAGGGCGCUGACCUAGGCCCCGUGAUUUCUCCCCAGAGCAAGGAGAGGAUCGAGAGCCUCAUCGCCAGCGCCGAGGAGGAGGGCGCCACCAUCCUGCUCGAUGGCCGCGGCUUCAAGCCUGAGAAGUACCCCAACGGUAACUGGGUGGGCCCAACCAUCAUCACCAACGUCACACCGGAUAUGAAGUGCUAUACUGAGGAAAUCUUCGGUCCGGUGCUAGUCUGCUUGAACGUCGAGACUCUUGAUGACGCCAUCGAGCUGAUCAACAAGAACGAGUAUGGCAACGGCACUGCCAUCUUCACCAAGUCCGGCGCAACCGCUGAGACCUUCCGGAAGCACAUCGAGGCCGGCCAGGUCGGUAUCAACGUGCCGAUUCCCGUCCCUCUGCCCAUGUUCUCCUUCACGGGCAACAAGAAGAGUAUCGCCGGUGGCGGCGCCAACACUUUCUACGGACGCCCCGGCAUCAACUUUUACACCCAGUACAAGACUGUUACAGCCAUGUGGGCGGGCUCCGAUGCUAUCUCUCAGAAGGCUGAUGUCGCCAUGCCGACGCAUAGCUAA